Molecule: messenger RNA, 1080 nt
Organism: Raphanus sativus (radish)
Lineage: Eukaryota; Viridiplantae; Streptophyta; Magnoliopsida; Brassicales; Brassicaceae
Product: F-box/kelch-repeat protein At4g38940-like
Exons: 1
Coding region: 1-1080 (359 amino acids)
Molecular function (GO): protein binding
Source: RefSeq, a predicted model, not a curated record
AUGUCUUCCAAUAUCAGGGCAGAGAAGAAGCAAUCUUCGUCCUCGUCUCCGGUUACGUCACUUCCGGAGGAAGUCGUGGUUGACAUAUUGGCGCGUGUACCGAGACGUGACUAUCCAAGAGUCUCCCUCGUUUCAAAGUACUUCCGUUCGCUCGUUUCUUCGUCUGAGAUAUACGCAAGACGAUCUUCGCUGGGCUGCACCGAGCAUUUCCUCUAUGUUUUUCUCUUUGACUGGGACGACCGUGUGAACCGUUUGUAUACGUUCCGCUGGAAAGGCAACGGCAAUAGCAGCCGCUUGGUCUUAAUCCCAGGGCUUCCUGAUAUGCCUCGUGAUGGAAGCUUUGUAGCCGUGGGAUCAAGGAUAUAUGUGCUUAGUGGGAGGAUGACAUCGAGUGCUUUCUUCAUCGACUGUGCAUCAUCCCACACUGUGCAACAUCUCCCGAGGAUGCCUUUCCCCAUGUCUGAUAUAGUCGCUGACGUCAUCGGCGGGAGAAUCUACGUCUUUGGAUAUCACGGUACCGAUCAAAAGUACUCACAUGCGAUGUUGGUGUUCAAUACAGAAACACAAAUGUGGGAGGAUGGGAUGACAAAGCCAGGUGACGUGUAUGCGUAUAGAAGCUUGGUAGUGAUGGCUGGUAAGAUGUACAUGACGGAGUUUCAGAAUAGCUAUGUUUACGACCCAAAGGAAAGCAAAUGGGAAACGGACGAGAAGCUCAGUUCGAAGUUCUGGGAUCAUAAGGCUUGUGUUGUUGAUGAUGUUUUGUACUUUUACGAUUGGUCUGACAAGGAAUUGAGAGGGUAUGAUCUAGAGCACAAGUGUUGGGGAGUGGUGAACGGUUUGGAUGAUUUUUUGGCUGAGAUGAGACGCGUUGGUUGUUAUUUGACGAGGACUGGGAGUUACGCUGGCAAACUGGUUUUGUUUUCCCAUAGAUAUGAAAUCAAUGGGGAGAUUUGUUGUGCGGAGAUUUUGCUGGAAAGACGCAAUGGGGGUCAGAUUUGGGGUAAAGUUGAUCAGUGGUGUGAUCAUGGUCUGAUUGCUGGUGAUUUUAGCAUUACGAAAUCUCUAGAUGUUGUGCUUUGA